AUGCCCAUCUAUCACAUCGUUCUCUUCAAGCUAAAGCCAGGCACAACCCCUGAACAGCUGGGUGAAUGGGAAACCCUCGCCCGGGGCAUGGUGGGAAAGAUCCCUGGGCUGGUCAAGUAUGAGGCCAAUACUCCUCUGCCGUCUACUGCACACCGUAGCCAGGGGUAUAACAUGGGCCUGAUUGCAAUCCUGGAGAAGGCCGGCGACGUGAAAGUGUUUGCUGAGCAUCCAGCGCAUUUGGAGUGA
This is a messenger RNA of Capronia coronata CBS 617.96, 246 nucleotides long. RefSeq lists its product as uncharacterized. Bases 1 to 246 code for a protein of 81 amino acids. The record is from RefSeq and is a predicted model, not a curated record. The transcript has 2 exons. NCBI's taxonomy places the organism in Eukaryota, Fungi, Ascomycota, Eurotiomycetes, Chaetothyriales, Herpotrichiellaceae.